Messenger RNA from Alosa sapidissima (American shad), 3042 nucleotides. It is a transcript of the gene klf3, whose product is annotated as Kruppel-like factor 3 (basic). Gene Ontology annotation, molecular function: RNA polymerase II cis-regulatory region sequence-specific DNA binding; DNA-binding transcription factor activity, RNA polymerase II-specific. Lineage: Eukaryota; Metazoa; Chordata; Actinopteri; Clupeiformes; Clupeidae. Gene Ontology annotation, biological process: regulation of transcription by RNA polymerase II. The coding region runs from base 344 to 1456 and encodes 370 amino acids. The transcript is spliced from 6 exons. The record is from RefSeq and is a predicted model, not a curated record.
GGUCCUUCCACUGAUCAUAUGACAAGCGCUCUUCGUGGAGGUAAAGCAAAAGUUUCGUAACUUGAGAAAGAUUUCAGAACCAUCUGCUUGUGGACGGUUUGUUUAUGGACUUUUCGCUAAACAUAUUCCUUAGCGUUUUCUAAGCGCAGAUGUGAGACACAACCCGUCGUUAUUUUCUGCGUCACCUUUUCGCCUGUGCCAAAAUCCUGAUUUUUCAAGAAUCCACACUAUUCGCUUGAACAACGGAAUAUCGACAAUUUUAGACCUAUUUUUCCUCCUACAGUCUUGAAGAAAGAGUCAUCAACAAGACCAAGAAAUCGCGUGAGGUCCACUUGUGCCAGCCAUGCUCAUGUAUGACUACCCACUAAAGGACAUGGAGACGUCGGUGUACCAGGGCUAUUCUUCAGUAAUGAAGCCUCAAGUGGAAGCUUAUAGUGUCAUCUUCCCUCCUCACAUGGGUCCCAGUGCUGCUGGUCAUCUCUAUCCAUCUCAGUACCCAAGUCACACUCACUAUCACUACCCUCUUCAGACGUACUCUAGCCCCCACCAGUCUGAAGCCCUGCCCCCCUCUAGCACGCAGGUGGAGCCAGUCGAUCUGUCUCUCAGUAAGCGCUCCUCAUCCUCCUCUCCUUCCUCCUCCUUCUCCCCAUCCUCUCCGUCCUCCACUCGAAGCUCUCUUUCACCUCCGCACACGUACAGCAGCCCGCACACACACACCAGCACACACUCCCUCUCCCAGACACUCACCUGCUCCAGCUCCAGCUCCUGCUCCAGCUCCCCCAAGCCCAGGCACCAGUCUUCAGCAGCCAUGGCCAUGUCCUUUUCAGCCAUGAUGCCCGUCUUGCAUGCCCCCUCCGGAAUGAUCCCUGUCAUUCUGCCCAUCAUGUAUCCCUCUACUAUGCACCCACCGAUCAUGCUCUCUGCAGUUGCCACUGAUGACCAGCAUGGCGGGCCAGUUGUAUCCUCACACAAGAACGCCUCCAUGAAAUCUCCUAAUUAUUCAAAUGACAUGGAACCAGUGAAAAUCAAAUCCGAGCCUGGCUUUGAAAGCUCCCCAGAACCCUACGAUGAGGAAAUAACAUCAUCAGUGAUCAGCAGACAGCUUUCUUAUGAAAAAAACACUCCUUCUGUGAUCAUGCGUCCUGUCAAAGCUCGGCAUGUGGAGUCCCCAGAUCCGCUGAAGAAACGGCGCAUCCAUCGGUGUGACUUUGGGGGCUGCAAUAAAAUCUACACCAAGAGCUCCCACCUGAAGGCCCACAGGCGCACUCAUACAGGAGAGAAGCCAUACAAGUGCAUGUGGGAGGGCUGCACGUGGAAAUUUGCACGUUCGGAUGAGCUGACGCGACACUUCCGCAAACACACCGGUGUCAAGCCCUUCCAGUGCCCGGACUGUGAGCGCAGCUUCUCCCGCUCCGAUCACCUGGCCCUGCACAGGAAGCGCCACCUGCUGGUCUGACCAGUGACCACAGGGCCCCCUUCCGCUGCUUCUCCUGUAGAUAUUCAACCCCUGAGCCAUCCUCUACCACUGACAUGAGCAGAGUGGAUCUGUUCGUGCUCAAAGGUCCUCGUUCAAAAAUGCAGUAACUUCUCUCCAUAUAUCUUUCAUCUCAUUCUUGUCAUUUUACUUAUGUGUGCUUUGUUACCGUUAAUAUUUGCAGUUUGGCAGUUGUGAACUUCCUCUGCUGGUCAGAGGACAGACACAUACACAGAGAUACACAACUUACCGUGCACACGAUAAUACACAGGCACACAGAUACAAGAACAACAUUUACAACAUUUGAGUCAGACAUAAACAGUGUGAAUCUUGUUUUUAUCAUGUACACAAAAUAAUUUGGGUCACUCACUAAGUGCUGUUUUCUAUUAUUGCUAAUUGUUCAAGACCUUCUCAUCACAAUAACUGAUUAUCUUCCACCUGCCUAUUUGAAUGGGUGAUUUUGAAUAUAGAGAUUUCCUUGGGAGUGUGUGAGUGAGUGUGAGUGUGAGUGCAAUCCUCAUGUAGAAUAGAACUAAUCAUAGAGUAUAACACCAUCAGCCACUUUUCUUGCGUAAUGCAUCUUUAUUUGUAAGUCAAGAUUUUUAGUUGCCGAAAAUGAUAUUUUAUUAUUAUUUGUCUACAAUAUGUCCACAUCUGUUCAUGAUCUAUUUAUUUUAGGUCACAUCAGACUAUGUAUGGCUCAUCGUAUCUAUUACCUGAAGGGAAAACGGCAUUGACUUGUAAUUCAAAAUGUGAAAUAUUUCUGAAAGGGCAUUAUUGUCAGUUAAUGAACUGAAUGUUUUGGUAUUGUUUUGGUUGUUGUGCAUAUUGCUUUAUGUGUGUAUAUGACACUUGUAGUAUGUAAAGGAAUCGUGGAAAACAGGGAGAUGCCUUUAAUGACGUUUGUGCUAAUACUUUAGGACCAUUUCCGAGGAAGACAUUUGUCAUUGUGAUGGAUUAUGUGCACUUUAAAACUUUUUAAAACUUUUUAGAAGCCAAGGUCUUCUGAUAUGUUUGAAAUGUUGCAUUUCUGAAUGCUUUUGGAAGGUAAUACUCAGUCACAACUACAUCACUUCUUCAUUCAAUAUGUCACUUCUAUUUAAACAAAGGAUUGUUUUGCAAUAUAUCUUCCAAGAGGGUGAAUUUCAGGAUAGGUGCCUGAAAUGGAUAGGUGCUUUGAAAGAGUAACAGUCCAGGCAGAAAUUAGGGAGCGGGAAACAUCUAUGUCUGAGGUAAAUCCCAAAAGUCACAGCAGCAAAAUAAUGCAGAACUGUAUAAGACUUAUAACACAAUUUUACAUUUUUUAUAAUAGAAAUUAUAAUAUAUUUUUAUAGAAUGAUAAUACUGAAGUGGUGAGAUGUUUUUUUAUUUUAUUAAUUGCAUGAUUUUGAUUUUUUUUUUUACCUGAAAUUACAAGUAUACAUUUCUUUCAAGAUGUGAAUCCUAAAACAUAUAUUUUCACAGUUCAGAGGGAAUGGAUUCUUAUCAUUGUACUAAACUGUGAAUGGCUUAUAUACUGUACAGGUGCAUAUGGUUUUUAUUGUCACAAUAAACAUGUAUUGAUAAUG